Rasamsonia emersonii CBS 393.64 is the source of this 399-nucleotide messenger RNA. RefSeq names its product Molybdenum cofactor biosynthetic protein. The transcript has a single exon. The record is from RefSeq and is a predicted model, not a curated record. Gene Ontology annotation, molecular function: nucleotidyltransferase activity; URM1 activating enzyme activity; thiosulfate-cyanide sulfurtransferase activity. Gene Ontology annotation, biological process: tRNA wobble position uridine thiolation; protein urmylation. Lineage: Eukaryota; Fungi; Ascomycota; Eurotiomycetes; Eurotiales; Trichocomaceae. Gene Ontology annotation, cellular component: cytoplasm.
UUGUCCCGCAGAUUGGCUUGCAAGGUCAGUAUCCAGGAUGGAUCUUUGACUCUACCCCACAUUGUAGUGUUUGUGCAUCAGACACAUCUGCAACUCUUGCUUACUGCUAGAAGACUGGUUUCUAACUUGCGACUUCCAGGCCAAUUAAGACUUCGCUCGUCUUCUGUUCUACUUGUCGGUGCUGGUGGCCUAGGUUGUCCCGCAGCGCUGUAUCUUGCCGGUGCUGGAGUGGGCACACUUGGGCUGGUGGAUGGAGACACGGUCGAGCACUCCAAUCUUCAUCGUCAGGUACUCCAUCGAAGCAAAAACGUGGGGAAAUUCAAAGUCGACAGUGCGAUUGAAUAUCUACGGGAGUACGUCACUCGCCUAUUGCUUAAUUUUUCUGUCUUGCUGGGCUGA